AUGAGGAGACACCGAUGCGUCAUCGACUCCGAGACCAGCGAGAGUGGAUCCGAUGCCGAUUCCGACACGGCGAUGCGCUGCAUCUCUUGUCGGGAAGAGUACCUUCCUCGCGAUGCAGGCACCUGCAAGGAAUGCUACGUUGAAGCCGGCGAAACUGAGGAAGAGCUUAAACGCGAGAUCGAUGACCUCAAAGCCAAAGUUACUUUCCUGCGCUUAUCGUCUUCUCUCGAUCAUGGCAACAGCUCGAGGUCCUUCACUGACGUUGUUCUUAUCGCCUCCGAAGACGCCGCCGGUUCACCUCCUAUUCCUGCCCAUAAAGCCGUUCUGGUAAGUCGUUCGCCAGUGUUCAGAGCAAUGCUUGAAAACGAGAUGGAAGAGAGCCGUAGCGGCACAAUCAAGAUCACAGAUAUUUCUUAUGACACUCUUCGAACUUUCAUCUAUUAUCUCUACACAGCUGAAGCAUGUCUUGAUGAGCAAAUGGCAUGUGAUCUUUUGGUCAUGGCAGAGAAAUACCAAGUGAAACAUCUCAAGAGUUUUUGCGAGAAGUUUCUGGUUACCAAACUCAACCUGGACAACUCUCUCAUGACCUAUGCAUUUGCCCACCAGCACAAUGCAAAACAUGUGCUUGAUGCUGCAUUGUCGCAGAUAACAGAAAAUAUGGAAAAGGUUACUAAAAGAGAGGAAUACAUGGAGCUCGUGGAAAAGGAUCCUCGUCUUAUCGUUGAAAUCUAUGAAGCAUAUCUCUCGAAACAGGUUAACACGGCAAUUGGGGGAACUAGCACGAGCAAAACUGGUUGA
This is a messenger RNA of Thlaspi arvense, 798 nucleotides long. NCBI's taxonomy places the organism in Eukaryota, Viridiplantae, Streptophyta, Magnoliopsida, Brassicales, Brassicaceae. The record is from the annotation of a GenBank genome assembly.